AUGGCUACAAUGAAAAUGUCUCAAAUGUUAUCUGUACCCUUAAGUCGAGUACGAUCACCUAAACUUAAACGUCAAACACCUAUUGAUGAUGAAAUUGAUGGUCAACAACAUAAUCAACCACCUAAAUCGAUUGCGUCUGAUUAUGAAUCGAACUCAUCUCGUUCUCUAUCACCAUAUUGGCGUAUUGUUAUGGAUCCUGAAUCUUCAUCAAGUUAUUUAGAUGUACCUGAAACAACGAAUAAUAGUCGUCGAUCAUCAAAUAAUAGUGUUGUACGGUUUACUCCACAUGAUGGCUCUGAUCUAUGUUCUAUUCUUGAUAUGACUUACGAAUCAGAAAAUCUUGAAAAAGCAAUUAUUAGUAAUGAUAAAUAUACUGUACGUCGUAUUAUUGAUAUUCAUCAAAAUAAAUUUAAUUUUAUCAAAGACCGUACAAGUUUAGUUCAAACACAAACAGGUUUUCCUGUACAUCCAAUGCCACCAGCACAACCGCCACCACAUCCAACAGCAUCAUUUGGUUCGCCAUCCAUAACAAGUAAUACAGAUUUAUUAGAAGGUGUAAGUAAACAAGCAUUAAUUAGUAAUGAUAUUGAUGAAUUACCAACAAUAUCAACUCCAGAACAAACUAAUUCAAUGUUUGAUGCACCCAGUAGUGUAUUAACAUAUACAACUGGUCCACUUGCAGCUGCAUUAAUUAAUUAUCAUCAUCAAACAUAUCCAAAUAUGCAUGUAACAUCAAACUCAUCAACAAUGAAUGUUGGAUCACCAAUAAAUGAACGUAUUGAAAAUGAAUAUGAUUCAAUGUUUACAGCACCAACAAGUUUAAAUAAAGAAUUAAAUUAUCCACCAAGUGAUUCACCAAAUGAUGCACCACCUAUCUUUCGAAACGUUUUACAUGUUGCUAUUAUGUAUGAUGCUCGUGAUGUUAUGCGUAUUUGUUUAAAAUAUGGUAUUGAUCCAAAUGCACCCGGUAUACAUCCAAAUACAAGAAAUAUUUCAUCAAAUUCUCAAACACCAACAUCAAAUUCAUAUUCACAUUCAAGUACACGUUUAUCACCGGAUUUACCACGUGCAUCACCUUGUCGUAAUGGUACGUUAGAUUAUAAUACGUAUUAUACUAAUGAACGUUUAUUCACAUUGCCACCUUUAUUUCUUGCUGCACAACGUAAUAAUCAUUAUGCAUGUACACUUCUACUUAAAUAUGGUGCAAAUGUUAAUGCACGCGAUGAACAAUAUUGUAGUCCACUACAUUUAGCUGCACGUUUACAACAUGAUGUAUGUGAUAUACUUAUAUCUCAUCAUGCUUGUAUAACAAUAUCAAAUAAAUAUGGUGAUACACCAUUAUCACUAUGGCCAGCAGUUAAACAAUUACAAAUAGCUUUUGUUGAACGUGAAUUUAAUAAAUUAUGUCGUAAACAUUCAUCAGUAUCAAAACGUUAUCGUUUUUUAUCACGUGACAAUAAUAAUGAUCAAUAUCAAACGAUAUCAUCAAUGAAUAAUUAUAAUAAUGGUUUGGUACCAGCAAAUGGUUUAAAAAAUUUAAAACGUGUUUUUCGAUAUAGUGGAAGUGAUUCAUAUGAUUCAAAAUCAUUUAAAAAAAGUCUUUCAUCACAAAGUUCAAUUGGAAAAUCAAAACGAUUAGCUGGUAGUAGUUUACAUACACAUGGACCAGGAACAUCUAUAGGUCGUAGUGUAUCUCGACAAGUUUCUGAAGAACGUGAUGAUGUUGAUAUGCCACAUUUUGGACGAACAUCAAAUAGUAAACGUAAAGUAUGUUAUCAAAUUUAUUCUUUUAAUCAAUAG
This is a messenger RNA of Rotaria sp. Silwood1, 1800 nucleotides long. The record is from the annotation of a GenBank genome assembly. Lineage: Eukaryota; Metazoa; Rotifera; Eurotatoria; Philodinida; Philodinidae.